Tachysurus vachellii is the source of this 4037-nucleotide messenger RNA. RefSeq names its product transmembrane anterior posterior transformation 1a (gene tapt1a). NCBI's taxonomy places the organism in Eukaryota, Metazoa, Chordata, Actinopteri, Siluriformes, Bagridae. The record is from RefSeq and is a predicted model, not a curated record. The transcript has 15 exons. Gene Ontology annotation, cellular component: endoplasmic reticulum membrane; ciliary basal body. Bases 48 to 1799 code for a protein of 583 amino acids. Gene Ontology annotation, biological process: positive regulation of cilium assembly; maintenance of protein localization in endoplasmic reticulum.
CGGAACAGAUCGGAAUGCGGGUAGGGAAAAAACGCGUAAAAUGAAAAAUGGCGGAUUCUCUCCGUAGAGGUUUGUCCGAGAAGAACAGCUCGGAGAGAGUGUUUUGGAGAAAGGCGGUAGGGACUGCUAAAGGCGUCCCUGAGACGGAAAUGGUGGAAACCCUGCGGUGUUACGAAGGACAGUGUGGAAAGGAGGAGCGGCGCGUGCACUCAGACGAAGAGGAAGCAGACGAGCCGUCUAUUCUGAGGUUCAUGUCUGCCGAGCUGACCAGGGGCUACUUCCUGGAGCACGAUGAGGCGAAGUACACGGAGCGCAGAGAAAGAGUGUACACAUGCAUGAGGAUCCCUAAAGAGCUGGAGAAGCUCAUGAUGUUCGGCUGCUUCCUGUGCCUGGACGCGUUCCUCUACGUGUUCACUUUACUGCCCCUCCGAACCCUGAUCGCCUUCCUGAGACUGCUGACCAUCCCCUGCUGUGGCCUCGGGGCACACAUGUGCCCGUACUGCAGAAGGAGCAGCAGCUCACAGUUCCUGCAGCCAGCCCAGAUGUGUGACCUGCUGAAGGGCCUGAUCAUGGUGCUGUGCUGCUCCAUGAUGCAUUACGUGGAUUACGCCAUGAUGUACCAUCUUAUCCGAGGACAGUCCGUCAUCAAACUCUACAUCAUCUACAACAUGCUGGAGGUGGCAGACCGUCUCUUCUCCUCUUUCGGCCAGGACAUCCUGGACGCUCUGUACUGGACCGCCACUGAGCCAAAGUCCAGCAAGAGAUCUCAUAUCGGAGUCAUUCCGCAUUUCAUCAUGGCUGUCUUUUAUGUCUUCCUACACGCCAUCCUCAUCAUGGUCCAGGCCUCCACAUUAAACGUGGCCUUCAACUCGCACAACAAGUCUCUGCUCACCAUCAUGAUGUCCAAUAACUUUGUGGAGAUCAAAGGAAGCGUAUUCAAAAAGUUUGAGAAAAACAACCUCUUUCAGAUGUCGAACAGCGACAUUAAGGAGCGCUUCACUAACUGCAUCCUUCUGCUGAUCGUGUGUCUGAGGAACAUGGAGCAGUUCUCCUGGAACCCAGAUCAUCUGUGGGUGCUGCUUCCAGACGUCCUCAUGGUGGUAGCCUCCGAGGUGGCCGUGGACAUAGUUAAGCACGCAUUCAUCACCAAAUUCAACGACAUCACCGCAGACGUGUACAGGGAAUACAAAGCCAGCUUGGCCUUGGAGCUCGUCAGCAGCCGGCAGCAGUAUGCGUACACAGACUACAGUGACUCAGUGGCCAGGAGAAUGGGCUUCAUCCCUCUGCCUCUGGCUGUUCUGUUGAUCCGAGUGGUGAUGAGCUCAGUGAAGAUUCAGGGAGCGCUGGCGUCUGUCAGCCUGCUGCUCUUCUACCUAGGAAUGUUCACACUCAAAGUGUUGAACAGUAUAAUUCUGCUGGGAAAAUCCUGCCACUAUGUAAAAGAAGCCAACAUGGAGGGGAAGCUGUUUGAUAAGCCCAACACUCCAGGUCCAAAAAAGACCCCCAGAACACCCAGACAUUCCAAAUCCCCGCCUCCAUCAGAUAAGCCAAAAGCUGAGCAUCAGUCCCCUUUCAUCACUUCCAUCACCAGGCAACCUGCCCCCCGCACACCAGACCUCCUCCCCUCGACUCCCAAGCCUGUCACCAUGGAAACCAGCGAGCCUAUACCAGAGAGUCCCUCUAAAGCAGAAGAGGGCAGCAGCGAGACUCCUCACGGCACUGAGCUCAAACACAGAGCACCAAAGAAAGACCUGCUGGAGAUCGAUCGAUUCACCCUGUGUGGAAACCGCAUACUUUAACCGCCGUAGCUUCCCCUCAGAGACGAGACCGAAACACGCCACCGGUCCCCAGGGUAAAGGGACGGUGACAUACACACACAGGCUGAGAGAUUCAGUCAGAGAAAACGUAAAGAACAUUCCAGUGACUGAGGAUCUGCUGUCCAUGGCAGUCAGACAGAGUCACAUGAUGUAAGGCCUGAUGGGGGUCCAGCAUCCUCUCUUCCUUUUAGAUGUGAACAGAGAAGAGACGCAGCAUUUCAGUGUAGUGGAGCUACACUGCUGUCCUGAAUACUCUGCUAUAAUCAUGUCAGACAUUUGAGAAGGCAAAAAUCUUAGCAUACAGAGAGAUCGUAAAUCAGCAGGUUAAAGUUUUUAUAUGAUGUUAUUAGGUAUUAUAACAAUGAGUAAUAACGAGUUAGAAAAGCUAUAAACUUAAUAACCAGGCAAUGGAGUGAAAGGUGAAAAUGCUGAACAUUCGCUGUCAAACACAACAGCAGUAUUUCAUAUUUCAAAAUAAAACCUAAUACUUUUAAUGACUUACAAAUGAUAAAAGGAAUUAAAAAAUGUAAAAUCUUAUACCACAGCAAAUAUCAGCAGUUCCAUUUUUUUAUUUAUUAAAGAAUGCUGCAUUUUCUUUUUUUAUUAUUAUUUAUUUGUUUACAUUUAUCUUUAAUGUUGCAGAACAGCUAUGAAAUGAUUUCCUGUUAUCACUUAUGCUAAAGCAGCUACAUUCUAUAUCAGUCACACUCUUCUCUUUCUGGAAGCCACCCUGAAGACUUUGUAAGAGUCAGCUGUAAGUUUUUGACCACAGGCUAAGCUCUGAUACUGGAGACUCCUUUCAAAAACUUAUAUAAAUGUCUUCUUACAAAAGAAAUCCUAUUUGUAAUCGUUUAUGUUUAACUUAUGUGGAGCUAGCAAUAAACAAUUAGCUGUCAAUUAGCCGUUACUAUGGAAACUGUUUUAAAUCACUGUCCGCAAACUGGCAACCCGAUUCAAGCGUUCCGCCGUGCUGUGGUAUAAAGAUAACGAGUAAUACUACAAUGGGAUUUUUAUAUUUUAACGAAGUUAUACAUCGCUUAGAAGAUUAAAUAAUUCAACUGUACAGAAAACCUCUAGUGUUAAACCAUGAAACGCUAAUCUUUUUUUCAUCUUUAACUCGAAAGGCAUUUUCACCUUGAACCCAUAAAUACACUGCGCUGCUUGGUUAUUAAAAUAUUGAUGUAUUAAAUAAUAAAGCAUCAUCUCGGUCUAAUGAAUUAUGCCAGGUUUAAUACAGGUCUUUAAUAGAUGUCGUAGAUGGCGCUGAACUUAAUACACGCACUUUCAUCUUGUUGAUGGUCUCAUGGCUGGUUCCCGGCUGGUUAGUCCGAGGUAGAAUAUGAGCGAGAGUAGAUAUAAAAAGGCUUGAAGCUCACAGUGAGCGUUGUCUACAUAUCACCGUUUAACAUUCCAGACCUUCUCAUAUAUUGUGCCAUACUUUAUAGUGUAUAGUUUACCCAGAUCGCUCCCUCUUCAUCUGCACGUUCAGCUCAAACGCAUCAACUUUUAUGCUGAUGCCACCCACAGCGUCUCACUCGACAGCUGCGAUGCAUUUUAUUAAGCCUUGAAUCAAAUGUUUGCACUAACAUCUCCGCUAUCUAUAUCCCUGAUUGCUGGAAUCUUUUCAGGAAAAUAAAAAACAAAACACCAGAAUCACUAAACACACACAGAUUAUUAUAACACAACCGUAUUCCAUAUGUUUCAGGGUGGAGUUUUCCUUCAAAACCCCCAGAUAUCUGAAACCAGAAGAAAAGCAAGUUGCACUGAUUUUUUUUUUCCACAAUGUCUUAGAUGGUUUAGUGUUUGCUUCAACAUGCCAUGACCUUCGCUUUCACGUUUGUUUACUCGCUCACUCAGGGAACGGGGAGAAGACGUCUAACACUGCCUCGCUCCUAGUGAGGUUUCAUCGCUUGUCUUUCAGUUCUCUCUGUUUUUGUUCAUUCAGAUGUUUGUGGUCAUAACUAAUAAAAAUAGUGACUCUAAUGAAGAAACGAUAACCAGGGACACAGAUCUAGUUCUAGUAAUUUAUUCAGAGCGUUUUGCACAUUUUAACACGUCUCUUGAUUUCAGGGAGGAAAUCUUCUUAUUUUCACAAAUCAUGAGAAAACAUUCCUAGGUGUAUUAAAGCUGAUUUUAUGUCUUGCUGGUGUGUUCGGGUCCAGACCGAAUGUGAAUGUGCUCCUUCAGUGAUUUAAUACUAAAAUAAUGGUACACCAGCAA